CCCUAACUUGUGGAUGGAGAUGUAUCCAUUGUUGUCUGCUUCAAAUGAUCAGGUUAGCAACCAUAUACCCCAUGAUAUUGUCUUCUCUAUUCUCUCUAAACUCUCUCUCAAAUCUUUGAAGCGAUUUGAAUGCGUAUGCAAACCAUGGUCACUCUUAUUUGAUAACCCUAAUUUCAUGAAUAUGUAUCGCAACUAUUUCAUAUCCAAGGAUCAUUCUUUUUACGAUGAUAUAUCUCUUCUCCUACAUCUCAAAGACGAAGGUGCAUUGUACUCUCUUUCUGGUGACAGAUUUGAGAAUAUAGUUAAAUUAGAUUGGCCGAAGCUUUCUAUGAGAAAUCCAAGAAACAACUAUUCUUUUGACAUUUUGGGUCGAGUUAGUUUUAAUGGCAUUCUUUAUCUCCGAUAUUAUAACAAUGUUGGUAAUCGAAAAUUUAUGUUGUGGAAACCUACUACCACGGAAUUUAGGAUCAUUGAAUCUAAUGGUUUUUCAAAGAUUUGGUUUGAUAAAUUUCAAGUCGGUUAUGAUCAUCUUAAAGAUGACUAUAAGAUGAUUAGGCGCACUCAUUGUUCUUCUAAAACUGUCCUCGGGAAUUCUUCCUUUUGGGAGAUAAAAAGCCUAAACAAUAAAUCAUCUUGGAGGAAAAUUGAUGACGAUUAUCCUCACUCGGAUAUAUGUGGUGAUGAAGUGUAUUUCGAUGGAGUGUCUCAUUGGUGGGAAAAAACGAAUACAAAUAUACAUUUGGUGUCAUUUGACUUCAGCAAAGAAUCUUUCAUUACAACUCCCGUGCCCUCUAACACAGAUGAUAUUUUUGAUUUUACUUCGACUAGAAGGAGAAUAUUGACGAUAUUGAAUGGAUCUAUUGCUUUUAUAGUAAAUUAUGAAGAGACAAAUACAUUUCAUAUUUCAAUUUUGGGUGAACUCGGUGUAAAAGAAUCAUGGAGUAAGCUCUUUAUUGUUGGGCCUUUAUCUUGCCUUCAGUUGCCAAUUGGAAUAUGGAAGAAAGGAAAUAUAUUGAUCCAAAAGAAAGACAACGAACUAGCUUGGUUUGACAUAAGUUCUGGGACUAUUGAUGAGAUUGGUGUUACAGUCAAAUCUCAUGGCAAGAUAUUAUUCUAUAAAAAAAACUUUCCAAAUGGUGGAAUUUAUAGUAAAUUUUCUUUCAGAUUAAAUAGCUGA
Molecule: messenger RNA, 1177 nt
Organism: Lathyrus oleraceus (garden pea)
Lineage: Eukaryota; Viridiplantae; Streptophyta; Magnoliopsida; Fabales; Fabaceae
Product: F-box only protein 8-like
Exons: 1
Coding region: 14-1177 (387 amino acids)
Molecular function (GO): protein binding
Source: RefSeq, a predicted model, not a curated record